Molecule: messenger RNA, 2442 nt
Organism: Lachancea dasiensis
Lineage: Eukaryota; Fungi; Ascomycota; Saccharomycetes; Saccharomycetales; Saccharomycetaceae
Source: the annotation of a GenBank genome assembly
AUGAGAUUUUUCACGACUGUUCUUUUCGUGCUGAGUUUGGUGCACCAAACGGUCGCUAAACGGAAACUGGUGGCUAGUUCCCUGGUGACUUGUAUGGAAAACUCACAGCUGGCCGCAACGAGCUUUGAUGUCACUUUUGAUCCUGACAGUCGUUCAUUACACUACUCGCUCGAUAUGACCACCGAUAUCGACGCCUACAUCGCUGCGGAGGUGGAAGUUUGGGCUUAUGGGUUCAAGAUCAUCAGUCGGUCUUUAGAUCUGUGUUCUUUAAACUGGAAGCAGUUUUGCCCGCUUCACCCUGGUAAUGUGCAAGUGGAAUCGAUCGAGUAUAUCUCAGCAGAUCUGGUGAAACAAAUUCCAGGUAUUGCUUACCAAGUGCCAGAUAUCGAUGCUUUCGUUCGGGUGAACAUUUUCCAAAGAAGUGACCAAGAUGAUAUCCUCGCUUGUAUCCAGGCUUUCUUCUCGAAUGGUAAGACGGUCGCACAAACGGGAGUCAAGUGGGCUACUGCUGUUAUUGCGGGGUUGGGGCUAUUGUGUUCUGCGGUACUUUCUACAUUCGGCAAUUCCAAUGCUGCCUCGCACAUCUCUGCAAAUACAAUGUCUCUUUUCCUGUACUUUCAAUCCGUGGCCGUCGUGUCAAUGGAGCACGUUCAUCGAGUUCCCCCAAUCGCCGCUGCUUGGGCGGAAAAUCUGAUAUGGUCUAUGGGGUUGAUUCAUAUCUCUUUCAUGCAGAAGAUUUUCAGAUGGUUUGUCCAAUCCACUGGCGGAAGUCCAUCUCUUUACCUGACAUCUAAGACGAUUUCAGUCUUGGUACAAAGAAGCUUUGAUUUGGUCGAAAACACUGGUUUGUACAGGCGUGCGGCAGAUGUAUUGUACGGAAACUCGAACGUGCUGAUUUUGAGAGGCAUUAAAAGGCUUGCCUAUCAGUCAAGGAUUGAGAACACUGCUGUGGUGUGUACUGGUUUCACCUUUUUCGUCCUCUGCGGCUACUUCCUGGCGGGCUUUGUCAUAGCCUCAAAGUAUGCUAUCGAUCUGUGCAUCAAGGCUGGCUGGAUGAAUAGCUCGAGGUUUUUGGAGUUCAGAAGCAAUUGGAGGACUGUCUUGAAGGGCACUUUAUUGCGGUACAUCUACAUCGGAUUUACGCAGCUAACCUUGCUAAGUUUCUGGGAGUUUAUGCAACAUGACUCACCAGCUUUGAUUGUCAUUGCCGCCCUGUUCUUGAUUCAGGCCCUAGGAUUGAUGAUAUGGGCGGCCUACAGAACCAUUUAUUUUGCAAGGCUAUCAGUCCAACAGCGUAAAAAUCCAGCAGCCUUACUAUACGGUGACCAGCAGAUUCUGGACAAGUACGGGUUUUUUUACACUAUGUUCAGUGCAAAACGCUAUUGGUGGAAUUGUGUUCUUCUCGGGUACAUCCUGUUCAAAAGUGUUUUCAUUUCAUUUGGACAAGGGUCCGGAAAAACGCAAGCUCUCGCAAUCUUUGUUGUCGACCUUGCCUAUCUGGUGGUUUUGAUUGUCUUCAAGCCUUACUUUGAUCGUCCAACAAAUAUUGUCAAUAUCCUAAUCACAACAGUCACCACCGUCAACUCCUUCCUCUUUCUGUUCUUCUCUGAUUUGUUCGGACAACCUGGCCGCGUUUCCUCUAUCAUGGGAUGGAUUUUUUUUAUCAUGAACGCCGCUUUUUCACUAAUUCUUUUGAUCUUGAUCCUCAUUUUCAUUAUAAUGGUAGUAUGUUCCAACAACCCAGACUUGAGAUUUAAGCCAGCCAAAGACGACAGAACCUCAUUUCAAAGAACCUCCGGCAGCCAGGGCAAGUUGAACAAAUCCGUCGCUGCUGAAUUAAUGGCUUUAGGAAACACAGCCAAGAACCACGAUGAAAACUGGGAAGAAGAACUGUACAAUCAGCAGAGACUGCGGAAGGAUCAGAGUGACUCUGGUUUCGACCUUUCCGAUGAAAAGCUUGUUGGAACUCAAUCUGCAUCUGAAGAGAAUGCCGAAACUAAUCUCACAUUAGCCGAAAGACUAAAGCGCAAACUUUCCUUCAAGAGAACGAAGUCAACUUCAUCGAGAGUUCAACUUGACAAGGACGAGGCGAUGGUGGACUCCGCACAACCAGUAACAUCUCUUACACGAGAACCCUCUGAUGCGUCAACUCCUGCUGUUAAGAGAGACUAUCCGGGAGUUCACAGUCGACAAGAAUCUGAGUCGAAAAACGGUUUGAUGCACUCUUACAACUCAUCUGAAAAUCAGAACCUGAAGGAUAGCGAGGUCGAUGACCAUCCAUUGGUUUCUGCAGGAACGUACCAAGUGCCAGAGAAUGGUACGACCGCUGAGUUUGUGAGAGAUGAGAGCAUGGAUUCCGUUAACGCAGCGGCCCACCCACAAGCAACGUCUUCGACGGAUCUUUUCACUCACAACAAUGGCUCGUAUUAUGGGAGGUUAUAG